Molecule: messenger RNA, 1903 nt
Organism: Callithrix jacchus (white-tufted-ear marmoset)
Lineage: Eukaryota; Metazoa; Chordata; Mammalia; Primates; Cebidae
Gene: LRRC42
Product: leucine rich repeat containing 42
Molecular function (GO): protein binding
Source: RefSeq, a predicted model, not a curated record
CCUCGUCUCACCCUCGCCGUGUCCCACCCUCCCUAGCUUUGUGCCUGGGGUGCCGAGCUCUUCCCCGUCAGCCGCGCCGCUGGAGGAGGGAGCCGCCACUGAGGAGCUGCUGCUCGCUGCCCCGGGGAGGGGCACAGAUAAACCAAAAGUGUCUGCAGCCUUGGGAUGAAGGCCAUGAGUUGGCAGAUGCUUUCCUGGUAUAUGGAUGUAGCUCAUUUCGAGCCUGGCAGAGGGAAGAACGGAGGCCUCAUUGCUGUCCUGGCUCUGUUCCCACCAGCUCUUUCUUCAGAUGUGCACUGUUGUUUUAAAUCUUGUCCCUGCCCCUUCCCCCUCCUCCCAGGCUUCAAUCAGUGAAUACUAGAGGGAUCAAACAGUGGAAACCAAGGCAAUGUCUUACUACCUCAGCUCAGAAAGCCACCUGGACCCGGGGCCCAUCUACGUGCGAGAAAACAGGCAGCUGCACAUGGUCAAUUUGGCUCUGGAUGGUGUCAGGAGUAGCCUGCAGAAGCCAAGGCCUUUCAGACUGUUUCCCAAAGGCUUUUCCGUGGAGCUUUGCAUGAACAGGGAAGACGACACUGCACAGAAAGAGAAGACUGAUCAUUUCAUCUUCACAUACACCCAGGAGGGGAAUCUCCGGUACUCCGCCAAAUCCCUCUUCAGCCUUGUCCUGGGUUUCAUCUCUGACAAUGUGGAUCACAUUGAUUCCCUCAUUGGCUUUCCUGAGCAGAUUGCUGAAAAGCUGUUCUCUGCUGCUGAAGCCAGACAGAAAUUCACUGAGCCAGGCGCAGGGCUGAGGGCUUUACAGAAAUUCACUGAGGCCUAUGGAAGCUUGGUGCUUUGCUCCCUGUGUCUGAGAAACAGGUAUCUGGUGAUUUCAGAAAAACUUGAGGAGAUUAAGUCUUUCCGGGAGCUGACCUGCCUGGAUCUUUCAUGUUGCAAGCUUGGAGAUGAGCAUGAACUUCUAGAACAUCUCACCAACGAAGCCCUGUCUAGUGUAACUCAGCUCCACCUGAAGGAUAAUUGUUUAUCUGAUGCUGGAGUGCGGAAGAUGACGGCACCAGUUCGAGUGAUGAAAAGAGGCCUUGAAAAUCUGACAUUAUUAGACUUAUCAUGUAACCCUGAGAUCACAGAUGCAGGCAUUGGAUACCUCUUUUCUUUUAGGAAACUUAACUGCUUAGAUAUCUCUGGUACAGGGCUCAAGGACAUCACAACCAUCAAGCACAAGCUCCAGACCCACAUAGGCCUUGUUCACUCCAAAGUGCCUUUGAAGGAAUUUGAUCAUAGUAACUGCAAGACAGAAGGCUGGGCUGACCAGAUUGUUCUGCAGUGGGAGCGUGUGAUUGCAGAAGCUGUGAAGCCACGGGAAACCUCAAAGCCUAGAACGGCAGCUCAGCACUUCUAUGGGAAGCAGUCUCGAGCAGAAGCCCCAUUGAAGUGUCCUGUGGCAGACACCCACAUGAACUCUUCUGAGAAACUCCAGUUCUAUAAAGAAAAAGUCCCAGAUUGCCAUGGGCCAGUGUUGAAACACGAAGCUAUCUCAAGCCAGGAGUCAAAGAAGAGCACGAAGAGACCUUUUGAGGAGUCAGAGACAAAACAGAGUAACUCUUCACAACCUCCAAAGCAGAAAUAUGUAUGUCUUGCUGUGGAAGACUGGGACUUGUUAAAUUCCUAUUGAUUAGUAGGUACAAGUUGACCUUUCUCCCCCCAGCUCUGACAUUUGAAGAAAGGAGACUAAGGAUGAUUUACUUCUUGUUUGAAUUUAUCUAUGGCAUUAGCAUAGCAAACAGGAAUUUUUACUUUUGUGGUGGGGGUGGGGGGGAUGCUAUGGAAGUAUGUAAUAAUUUCUAAUGUAUAUUUUCAAUACAUAGUAAUUUUUUCAAAUAAACAUUUUUGCUGUCCUUAA